Molecule: messenger RNA, 1122 nt
Organism: Miscanthus lutarioriparius
Lineage: Eukaryota; Viridiplantae; Streptophyta; Magnoliopsida; Poales; Poaceae
Source: the annotation of a GenBank genome assembly
AUGGGGAGGGCGCCGUGCUGCGACAAGGUGGGGCUCAAGCGUGGGAGGUGGACGGCGGAGGAGGACCAGAUACUCGCCAACUACAUUGCAGAGCACGGCGAGGGAUCCUGGAGGUCGCUGCCCAAGAAUGCAGGGCUGCUCCGGUGCGGCAAGAGCUGCCGGCUGCGGUGGAUCAACUACCUUCGGGCGGACGUCAAGAGGGGGAACAUCUCCAAGGAGGAAGAGGACGUCAUCAUCAAGCUCCACGCCACCCUCGGCAACAGGUGGUCCCUGAUCGCCAGCCACCUCCCUGGCCGAACAGACAACGAGAUCAAGAACUACUGGAACUCGCACCUCAGCCGGCAGAUCCACACGUACCGCCGGAAAUACACCGCCGGGCCGGACACCACCGUCACCAUCGACAUGAGCAAGCUGCAAAGCGCCGACAAGCGGCGCGGCGGCAGGACCCCGGGCCGGUCGGCGAAGAUCGCCACCAACACCACCACCACCAGCACCAAGACCAACAAGAGCAAGCAGCCGGACCCGGAGCCUGAACCGGAGUCCGGCGACGCGAAAGGCGCGUCGUCUAGCCCGGGCACCGCGGCGACGUCGGCGGCGUCGAGCCCGCGGCACAGCGACGGGGCGCGAAGCGCCGUGGUGGACCCGGAUCCGAAAUACCAGCCCAACAGCAGCAGCGGCAGCACGGCCGAGGGGCCCUGCAGCGAGGACGCGACUGGGCCGUGGGAGCUCGACCCGAUAGAGCUCGGGGACCUCUGGGAGGCCGAGAGUGAGAUCGACGCCCUGAUGUCGUCCAUAGGCGCACCUCUGGAAGGAUUUGACGCGGUCGGCGGUGAGGCCCAGGUGGGCGACCUGUUCGACAUGGACAUGGACUGGGAUGGCUUCGCGGCCCAUCUAUGGGGCGGGCCGGAGCAGAACGACCACAGCGCGGAGCUGCAGCAGGCCGCCGAGCCGCAGGCUGCUGCUGCGGCCUGCACCCCGGACGAGCACGAGCCGCAGGCUGCUGCUGCUGCUGCUCCUGCGGCCUGCACCCCGGACGAACACGAGCCGCAGGCGGCGGCGGCUGCUGCUCACGAACACGAGCUGGAGGCGUUCGAGACUUGGCUCCUGUCCGACUCGUUCUGA